Messenger RNA from Daphnia carinata, 2367 nucleotides. RefSeq lists its product as uncharacterized. Gene Ontology annotation, biological process: IRE1-mediated unfolded protein response; intrinsic apoptotic signaling pathway in response to endoplasmic reticulum stress; protein phosphorylation. The transcript is spliced from 7 exons. Gene Ontology annotation, cellular component: IRE1-TRAF2-ASK1 complex. Bases 67 to 2184 code for a protein of 705 amino acids. NCBI's taxonomy places the organism in Eukaryota, Metazoa, Arthropoda, Branchiopoda, Diplostraca, Daphniidae. The record is from RefSeq and is a predicted model, not a curated record. Gene Ontology annotation, molecular function: ATP binding; RNA endonuclease activity; protein serine/threonine kinase activity.
GAAGCCAUUGCCACAAAGUCAUUCGAAAACUGUACAGUUAUUCAGUAUUUGGUGAAUAUCGAAAAUAUGGCGGAUGAUUUAGCUCAAAUGUUUGGACGAUAUUUACGAUUACCUGACGUUAAAGCGAAAAGAGUGAAAAGAGUUGUUCGAGCACAUCGUGUCGACAAAAAAAAAGAAGUAAAAAAAGCUUUGCUAAAGUUCUAUCCGCGAACCAUCGACAAACUUGUUCGCUGUGAAAGUGACCAGGACUAUAUUUCUCUUUUUACCAGGUACUUUGGAUCGGACUCAUAUUGGGCCACUCGAGGUUGGAUGCACUUGAAGGAUGCCCGAAGCCAUUUUGAUGAUUCCCGAACAUACGAGGGAGCCAUGCCACAUCAGAUAAAUGAAACGGAUGGCAAUUUACAUGAUUUUUACGUGAAUUACCUAUUGGAAAACAUGUUGAACAAAGUUUUCAUUCAAUUACACCCGAUCAUGCUCACUAGAAAAGAAAAAAAAUUGCUUGAAUUGUGUGGGCGUGAUUCGCCAUUGGAUCUCACGGAAAAACUCAAAAGAUAUAUUCAGUUCGGAAUUAACGUGAACGCAAAGGACAAAGACGGAAGGAAUGCGCUUCACCUAUUGUGUCGGUACCGUUCAAACCCAAAAUUAACCGACGCAAUUCAACUCGUAAUCAAAAGUGGAAUCGACGUCAAAGCAAGGGACAACGAUGGAAUGAAUGCCAUUCAUUAUCUGUGUCGAUACAAUUCAAGCCAAAAACUAAUCGACGCAAUUCAAAUUUUGGUUCAAUCCGGAAUCGACGUGAAGGCAAAAACUAAAGAUGGAUCAAAUGCGCUCUAUUAUUUAUGUCGAUACAGUUCAACCCCAAAUUUAGCCAAAGUAGUUGAUAUUUUGAUUGGAAUCGGAGUGGAUGAGAUCGAAGGGGACAAAUAUGGGCGGAAUGUGAAAUAUUAUUUGGAGAAGAGAGAUAAGAAGGAAAUGAAAAUUUGGGUGGACGGCGAAGCUCCUAUACUAGGGGAGGGUGGCUUUGCUACAGUAUACAGAGGGACGUUCGGAGGUCGUGAAGUGGCAGUAAAGAGAGUUCUAAUGCGUGAUGUGCACAAAAAAGAAGAAGAAGCAAUGCUAAAAUUAGAUCAUCCAAACAUCGUCAAACUUUUUCACUGUGAAAAGGACGAAAACUUUAUGUACUAUGCGUUGGAAUUAUGUCUCGCUUCUUUAGAUCAACUUUUCCUGAAGGAUGAUCCCAAGAAAUAUAACGGACGUAUGCCACGUCUAAUCGAAGUUUUCCGUCAAUUAGCUACAGGCUUGGCAUACAUCCAUUUAAAGGGAUUAAUUCAUCGAGACAUUAAACCAGAAAACAUCCUCAUUUUGCGAAAGUCUGGAAAACGUAAAAAGAUAAUAAUGAAAUGGUCUGAUUUUGGACUGGCCAAAUCCGUAAACGAAAAGGGACUUCACUCGUGGACUGGAGUGAAAGGAACCAGAACUUGGUUCGCACCCGAAGUGCUGAAAAAACUCAUCAACGGAAAAAAGGCGGAAAACGAAGAGUUUUGGGGCACCGUCAAGAGCGACGUGUUUGUCCUCGGCCUCGUCUUCGGUUAUAUUUUGUUGGAGGGAGAACAUCUAUUCGGCUCAAGUGAAUAUAAAAUUCACAAAAACAUAAUUAGAAAAAAUCCGGUGAAUAUGAAGAAUAUUGAUGGCGAAUUGCGCAUAUACUAUGAGGAUGACUUACUUCAAAAAAUGUUGCAAUACGAUCCGGAACAAAGAAUAAAUAUGGCAAAAGUGGUCAAACAACUGAAAUCCAUCAAGAAAAAACUGAGCACAUCCAAAAGAAGAGCAGAGAAAACUCCCGAAAAAUUUGUUAGUUACUCUUUGCCUGCUAAUUUGAAAGACCGCGGCAACUCCAGCCCAGCUCCUGGAAACGAUUCGAAUAAUGCAAAGGACUAUAGCGGAAAUCAGCGCCCCUUGAUCCCAUUCCCUGGACAACUGGAUUUGACUGAUAAAAAGACUGUGCUCGAUUGUUGGAUUGAAUUAUAUCAAAGCCAAAUUUCAACUGGCGCCAUGCUAGACGAGACGGAAAUUGGUGAAAUUCUACGCCAACUGAGAAUUGGUGAGAAUGCGAAGAACAAUAAUGAAUGGAUUCUGCUCCCUUGUUUGUAUCCAUCCAAUUCAAGCCCAGAUUUAAUUGGCUAGAAAUUUAAAGUGUAUUAAAUAGUGCUUUAAAGUGCAACUUAGAGCACUUCAUGUAUGAAACACAGCUCGUUUGUAGGCGAUGCAAUCCACUUGGACGAAGGAAAACUAAAAUAAGGCGACUGUUUCAUACUUUGAAUUCUUUUAUCUUUCAUCCCUAAAUUUCCCACUUUCUUGGCUGUAUUA